UAGUGAGCGCGGGAUUGACCUGACUCGGUUCGACAGGCGGGUGGCCAUGGAGCUGGAUGGACUGAAAUACGCGGAGCUGCAGCAGCUCGCCAAAAAGUGCGGCCUGAAGGCGAAUCUGAGGGCUGACAAGUUAUGUAAACUCUUGCAAGAGUAUUUCGAGAACCAGGCGACAGUCGACGCUCAUGUGCAGGCUUCAGAAGAUGAUAAAUGUAGUACAACAAUUUUAAAAGAAGGGGAUGACAUUUAUGUGACUAAACGACGGGGCAAGGGAAGGCUGUCAAAUAAAAGCAAGGGAAAGCAGAAAGAAAAUCAGAAUGAAUCUGGAAAUCAACAGGCAACUUCUGAAAUUGAACAACCUUCAAUGGUGGUCUCACCACUUUCAGAAAAUUGUCAGAACUUAGAGGGUUCAGACUCCAAGAGAAAACAAAGAAAACGACAUGCACAAUUUCAGCUUUCUACAGACAAUGAAAAUGAAAGAAUUCCUGAUGAGAAUGUUGCUGCAACUCAUUGCAGGCAUUUACCAACUGAGGAAGCAACUGUCACAUCUAAAGGGACUGCUGUUCAAUCAAAGACUCUUGGUCUAGCUAGCAAAAUUCCAUCAUACAUAGGAGCAGCUAAGAAAAGCGGAUUAAAGACUCCCAGCACUGGUAGAAGAACUGGAAUGAAACAUGCUACUCCUGACUGGAGGAAGAUUCAUGAAGCAAAUUUCAACAAAAUGGAGUCAAUUGACUCGUAUAUUGAACGGAAACGGAAACAUCUUGAAGUUUUUAGUAAUUCUAUCAAACAAGUGAAGAUGUUGGCUGAAAGUUCCAUUCAUCACAAAACAUCUGAAACACAGCGUCCAGGGAACAAUGUGAAGAAAUCACUGAAUGGACCUCAGAAGAGCUUGGCUUUGAUUAGCCCACUGCAACACACAAAAAAUAAUAAAUUAUCCACGCCCGCCAACCAAGCUAAGCUGCCACGAACCUCUGUCUUCAAACCAUCUGUGCACUCUGUUUCCAAAAUGAAUGUUCGCUUUACAGAAUGUACCAAAAAUACUGAGAAAAAGCACACUGCAAUGAAAACUCCAUGCAGAAUGUCACCAUACACAGAACCAUCCAGUGAUCUUGACACUGAAGAGGUGAAAAUAAACAUGGUUUCACAACCAAAGAAACUAAAGGACCAGAAAGAUGCCAGCUGUACAGAACAUACUCAGAGUAAAGUGGUUACUCCAUUCAAGUUUUCUAGCAAUGCCACUCCUGGAACCGGCAAAAAGUUCGACCUGCAAGCCAGCUUGUCUCGGCCUCUUGGAUACAAGCCACACAAAGGAAAAUUAAGACCCUGGGAGGACACCAGAGUAGCUGAAAAUAAGUCACAGAAUACAACGUUCUCUGCUCAGAAUUAUAAACAGCCAAAAUUGCAGACAAGGGAAAAUCGACGGGAGAAGUUGGUGGAAAAGAGGAAGGAGAUAAAGAACCACAUGAUGGGAGCAAGGCGAGGCUUGGUCAUGGAGUGAAGGAAAUCAACCCAUUGGUUGGUUUAUACUAAUACUUCCCUGUUUUUUUUAUCAACGUGGUCAUCAACCUUUUCGUUAAAAAGAACUUUUGUUUUCCCUUGUGUGUAGCACUGUAUACUUCAGCCUUUGGUUGAUGUGAUUUCAGUUUUGAAUCUGUAUGUAUUUUGCUGUUGGGCAUUUCUCACAGAAAUGAAUAUCAAUGUUUGAACUCCUGGAUUUCAAAUUUUGUUUUUAUCUUCUGUAUCCAGAACUUAGAUUUACAUUAUUGGUUGGGAAAGUAAAAGUGCCCCAUUAUGCAUAGAAGCUGACUUCCCUUCAGGAGUUCCAUUAGAUAUAUUUUAGCAUCUUUCCAGCAUUAAAAUCUCUCAUCCGCUUAGUUUUACAUUUGUUAAUUGUUGUUCAGAGAUCCGAUGUCUUGUCUGUUCAUUUUGUCUAGUUGUAGUUCAGUGCCACUGAUGUUUACUGUCCUGCAUUUUCUAUUCCAGGUUUUCAGCACUGGGGUUUAUUCCGCCCUAAUCAGUUGGAAGUAGAAUGUGCUCAAUUAUAUUUAAAGUUUGGAUCAUUUCUAACAAAAUCCUAAGAUCUGGGCUCAAAUAAAACCCCACUAAGAAAAGGCAGGACCAUCCAAGCUGAAUUAUGCAUUGUAGCUCUUUGCCAAUCUAUCCUGAUAGAUAUCAAUUAAAUGUACUAACUGUUGAUUGAUCUUUCUGAUUGUCAAAGCCAAAAAGUUUUUUAGAGUACGGAAACUGCUUCCCUGAAAGGAACUAGCUAAACAGGUGAUGGUACUUUGUACAUUACUACUUCAGUGCUUUCACUGUGUUUAGUACUCAGCUAGGGGAAAAAUAUUGAUAGCCACAGUCUGAAAUGAGAGCAGAAAAUGUUGGACAGUCUAAGACUGCUUCUCUCAAAGGAGGAUCAAGCAAUUUAGUAGUACUUCUUUCGGUUAAUGUCCUAUGAAAAGCUCAACAGUGUAAACUCAGAAUGAGAUGGCAGAGAUGUAACGUGACAUACAUGGUGGCUUCAGGAAGACAAACUGAGAGAAGUGAUAAUAGAGAAAUACUGCUAUCUUCUUUAGCAAUGAUAUUUGCCUCUUUUUAAGAAAUCUAUCCUGUUAUUGCAGUAGUAUUUUUGUAUGGUAAAAUGAAUAUUGGUAAAAUAAAACAUUCUGUAUUUGAUUGUGAAGGCUGGAUACCUACCAAUCCCACUGCCUUAGGAUUUUUUUUAAAUAUAAAUAAUAUUUGUAUUUCUGUUAAUGUUAUGACAUUCUACAUAGUAUUUCAGCUAUGUUGGCAAAGAUAUUUUGAUAUUGGGGGGGGCGGGUACAAAAAGGAGAUAAUGGAACAGAUAGCCAAUAAGGUGGGUUUUAAGCAGCCCUUAUUGUCCCAACUGCUAUUAAGUUUUUAACUUGUCUCCCCUCUAGCUAAGUAUCUUUCUUGCCCAUCAUUUGUAAAUGAUGUCCCUUUGUCAUUUAGCUGUCUGCUACUGGCAAGUGCUUCCUGUUUACCUUGCCUAAAUGUAAUCAAAGUUCAAUUUAUUAUUGAAGUACAUGUGUCACAAUAUACAACCAAAAUUCAUUUUC
Mobula hypostoma (lesser devil ray) is the source of this 3074-nucleotide messenger RNA. RefSeq names its product nucleolar and spindle associated protein 1 (gene nusap1). Gene Ontology annotation, molecular function: microtubule binding. The record is from RefSeq and is a predicted model, not a curated record. The coding region runs from base 47 to 1495 and encodes 482 amino acids. NCBI's taxonomy places the organism in Eukaryota, Metazoa, Chordata, Chondrichthyes, Myliobatiformes, Myliobatidae. Gene Ontology annotation, cellular component: nucleolus; mitotic spindle; microtubule. The transcript has 12 exons. Gene Ontology annotation, biological process: establishment of mitotic spindle localization; mitotic chromosome condensation; mitotic cytokinesis.